AUGUCCAACCCCGAAGUCCAAAGUCUGCGCGACUCUGCAGUCAUCAUUGUCAUCGACCUUUUCGGUUUGACCUACUUUUCUCUCUUUGUUCUCCAAUAUCUGCUCUUCCAUUUCCCCUCAACUACAGAUGCGAUCAUUAAUUCACUCUCCGUCAUCUCUUUUUGCGGCGGCGGAAUAUUGUGGUACUUGUCAAGCUUGGUUUACCGAUUAAUAUCUGCGUUCCAGGGAGACGACGCAGCCAACUGGCAAAAGCUUGAGUUCGGGGGGAUUUUGAUCCUUAUCUGGGCGUCAACGAUUCCAGCCGUGGUCUUGCUAUUCCCCGCACAGCCUUCCAUCCAGCUUGGCUAUUUGUUUGCAUUCACCUUGGUUGCCGUUGGGAACUUAGUGGACUUUUUGAUUUGGGAUCCCAGCAUCUCUACGGCACGAACGAGAUUCCCUUACCACUGUGUCUCACUGGGACUGCUUUCACUGGUUCCAACCAUCCACGCCCUGACUGGGACGGUACCCACUCUUUCGCUGCUCGCCGUUCACAUCGGUCGCUUCGCGAUAUGCAAUACUCUCGGUGCUGUAGUUUACAUGAUCCAACCAUUGGAGACUAUAGGCAUAUUUGGUAGCUGGAGGUCCAGCCUCUACAUGAUGCACUUGGCUUUGGCAUACACUGCUGUUCGUUACUCUAGAGUUGUAUUGGAAACGGCAUUAGGGCUUACCCCCUGA
This is a messenger RNA of Penicillium soppii, 714 nucleotides long. Its product is annotated as Hly-III-related protein. Lineage: Eukaryota; Fungi; Ascomycota; Eurotiomycetes; Eurotiales; Aspergillaceae. The transcript has a single exon. The coding region runs from base 1 to 714 and encodes 237 amino acids. The record is from RefSeq and is a predicted model, not a curated record. Gene Ontology annotation, cellular component: membrane.